AUGGGCAUCUUCGACGACACCGCCUCUGUCAUCUCCCGCAAAUCCUCCCACCACCACCACUCCUCGAGCCGCUCCAAGGACAAGGACAAGCACAAGCGCAGCAGCCUGUACUCCAUCUCGAGCCACAAAUCUCGCUCGCGGUCCCGGUCCCCGGGCGGCAAGUCCAUCGCCGCCUCCAUCUUCGGCCUCGGCGAGGACGAGGAGCGCAGCAGACACCGUAGCUCGCGCCACGGUACUUCGAGCCGGGCGGGCGGCUUCUUUGGCUUGCCCAACGUCUCGACUAGGAGCUUCUUUGGCGGAGACAAACACCGCUCCUCGACCUCGUCUUACCGGCGGUCCCCGCGCCCCAGCUUCUUCACCCGUGCCUACAAGCAGCUCAAGCGCCUCCUGCGCGACCUGGUCUACUAUGCCAAGCGCCACCCGGUCAAGGUCUUCACCCUCGUCGUCCUGCCCCUCAUCACCGGCGGCGCCCUCACCGCUCUCCUAGCCCGCUUCGGCCUGCGCCUGCCUAACGGGCUCGAGCGCAUGCUGGGCAUGGGUGCCCGCGCCAUGAGCGGAGACAGCAUUGGCCUCGUUGGCGAAGCCGUGCGCAUGGCGAGCGGCAUGGGCGGCAGGGAGGGGAGCGUCAGGGUGGAGAGAAACAGCUGGGAGAGGGACAUUGGUGGUGGCUUUGGUGGUGGUGGUGGAAGCUGGGGUGGAGGCAUGAUGAAGAGCGUGAGGGAGUUCUUUGAUUGAGGAACCACGCCCUUUCUUGACGUUUGCGUUUUCCUCAUGCCUGCUUUUUCCCCCUUUUCCUUUACUUCAAACUUCCUCCUUUCUUUGGAAAAAGGACGAUGAUCAUGAUGAAUGAUAUGACGAUGAUAAAUAGGCCGAAAAAGAGGGGGCCACUUGGGAUAUAUAUACUCUUCAGAUACUACGUUCAUACAAUAGAUUUUUUUUCCUUUCUG
This is a messenger RNA of Cryphonectria parasitica EP155, 947 nucleotides long. RefSeq lists its product as uncharacterized. The coding region runs from base 1 to 735 and encodes 244 amino acids. The record is from RefSeq and is a predicted model, not a curated record. NCBI's taxonomy places the organism in Eukaryota, Fungi, Ascomycota, Sordariomycetes, Diaporthales, Cryphonectriaceae. The transcript is spliced from 2 exons.